Molecule: messenger RNA, 1803 nt
Organism: Aspergillus saccharolyticus JOP 1030-1
Lineage: Eukaryota; Fungi; Ascomycota; Eurotiomycetes; Eurotiales; Aspergillaceae
Product: putative lysyl-tRNA synthetase
Exons: 5
Coding region: 54-1748 (564 amino acids)
Biological process (GO): mitochondrial lysyl-tRNA aminoacylation
Cellular component (GO): cytoplasm; mitochondrion
Molecular function (GO): ATP binding; tRNA binding; lysine-tRNA ligase activity
Source: RefSeq, a predicted model, not a curated record
UCUUCGUCUCGCUGCAUAUGAUGUGAGCACGUAGUCUUCUGUUAUCCUCUUCAAUGCACUCAAUCCGCCCCCAGUGGGCGUCGCGGCUGCGCGUCGGAAAGGCCCUGUCUAGCACAGGAGCUCCGAUCUCAACCCGCACCCAGGCCCUGCAGACCAAUGGCAAGUUUGCUCGAGUAAAUCAGUUUUUCCCUGCUGUCCAUGCGUCACGGCAUAGUAGCAGCGCAGCCUCUCCGGAAAGAGCCUUCCAGGAGCGUCUGCAGGCGGUCCAGGCCACCUUUCCAGAGGCAUACCCUCGGUUUGAGACCAGUGAACACACGGUCAGCUGCGCGGAAUUCCGUGAGCGCUACGACCACCUAGUCGAAAAUGAAGUAGAGGCACACACGGUUGUCGUCAAUGGUAGGGUACGUACCUAUAGACUGGCCGGCAACAAGUUGAUCUUCUUCGACAUGUUCCACAGUGGUCAUAAACUGCAAGUCAUGUGCAAUAUCAGUCAAUUGGAAGGGGUGACUCCCGAGCACUUCAAGAAGUUUUACCGGCUGCUUCGCCGUGGCGAUGCCUUCUCCGUAACCGGUAGACCGCAUCGCACUGCACGAGGCGAACUCACAGUCCUGGCGACUCAGUUGCCUCAACUCCUCUCGCCGUGUCUGCACGAUGUUCCUCUGGACGCCCAUACGCACGAGACCUCCCCAUACCCUCGUCAUGUCCAGUUUCUGGCAGACUCGAGGACGGCCGACACCAUCCGCGCUCGGUCGGCUAUUAUCCAAUAUCUUCGCCAGUUCUUCCUUGACCGAAAGUUCAUGGAGGUCAACACCCCGAUUCUUGAGGCGGUAGCCGGCGGUGCGAUCGCUCGCCCGUUCCAUACGUCUGCCACCGAGUUUCCUGACCGUCAGCUGUCUCUGCGCAUUGCGCCGGAACUCUGGCUGAAGCGAUUGGUCAUUGGAGGAUUCGAUAAGGUGUUUGAGAUUGGGCCCUCUUUCCGCAACGAAGGACUGGAUAAAACACACAACCCGGAGUUCACCACCUGCGAAUUCUACCACACGUAUGCCAACCUGGACGACCUGAUCUCGAUCACGGAGAAGCUCCUAUCGGGAUUGUCGGAGCAUAUCCACGCGCUGAACACAAACAACACGCUCACUCCCACGGAGGUUAACUUCACGGCGCCUUUCCGUCGCAUCGACUUCAUCACGGGCAUCGAGGCAGCCAUUGGCCGCAAGCUCCCUGAUCUUACGGGUGCGGACGCCUUAGCGCAAGUCAAGGCAUUGUAUCGGGAUCUCUCGCUCCCCGAACCCUCGAACCCGACCCUGCCGCGCUUACUGGAUGGACUGUGUAGUGAGUACCUCGAGCCGCAGUGCAUCGACCCGACCUUCAUCAUCAAUCCGCCUGAAUGCCUGUCUCCGUUGUCCAAGUCGUUCGUUCACCCGAUGACGGGUCACCGUGUUGGGGCGCGCGCUGAGCUGUUCGUCGAGGGCCGGGAGGUUGUGAACACCUACGAGGAGGAGAACUCUCCGUUUGAGCAACGACGCAAGUUUGAAGACCAGGUGCGCUUCAGCAAGGAGGCGAACGAGACCGAGGAGAUUGAUGAGAGCUACCUCGAGGCGCUGGAAUGGGGGCUGCCAUCGACGGGGGGCUGGGGCUGUGGGAUUGACCGGCUGUGCAUGUUGUUCACGGGGGCGAAGAAGAUUGGGGAUGUGCUUCCAUUUGGCAGUCUCCGGCAAGUGACUCGCCCUGUCGAGAAGAGUGAGAAGUGAGUGAGGAGCUGCAUGUUAGGCCGGCUGUACUCUGCUACAUGUAUACCAUUCGCGC